Messenger RNA from Miniopterus natalensis, 3566 nucleotides. It is a transcript of the gene CYLD, whose product is annotated as CYLD lysine 63 deubiquitinase. Gene Ontology annotation, molecular function: cysteine-type deubiquitinase activity. The record is from RefSeq and is a predicted model, not a curated record. Gene Ontology annotation, biological process: protein deubiquitination. NCBI's taxonomy places the organism in Eukaryota, Metazoa, Chordata, Mammalia, Chiroptera, Miniopteridae.
UCUUUCAGUUUCCCGGUCCCCAGGGUGAGGAUGGUUUUCACGCAGCCCGGAGCUCUGCAGUCGGAAGCUCGCUCUGUGGGAAGAAGGCAUUUUGAUUCCUGUCGUUUUACAGCAUGGACACCAGAUUGCUGAAAACAUGCUUUGGGACUGCAAGUGAAUUUAUAUUUUGGGGGUUUACCACAAACGUCGUAGUUCCCUUUUUUUUCAGUUAAUAUUUUGGAGUUAAUGUCACAAUGAGUUCAGGCUUAUGGAACCAAGAGAAGGUUACUUCACCCUACUGGGAAGAGCGGAUGUUUUACUUGCUUCUCCAGGAGUACAGUGUUCCAGACAAACAAACGCAGAAGCUCCUCAAAGUACCCAAGGGGAGCAUAGGGCAGUAUGUCCAGGACCGCGCUGUGGGGCAUUCGAGGGUCCCUUCCGCCAAGGGCAAGAAAAGUCAGAUUGGAUUAAAAAUCCUAGAGCAGCCACAUGCAGUUCUCCUUGUUGAUGAAAAGGAUGUGGUGGAAAUAAAUGAAAAAUUCACAGAGCUACUUUUGGCAAUUACCAACGGUGAAGAGAGGUUAAGCCUGUUUAAAAACAGAAACAGACUAAGUAAAGGCCUCCACAUAGACGUGGGUUGCCCUGUGAAGGUCCAGCUGAGGCCGGGGGAGGAGAAGUUCCCUGGAGUUGUGCGCUUCAGGGGCCCCCUGCUAGCGGAGAGGACAGUGUCGGGAAUAUUCUUCGGAGUAGAAUUACUGGAAGAAGGUCGUUGCCAAGGCUUCACUGAUGGGGUCUAUCAAGGGAAGCAGCUUUUCCGGUGUGAUGAAGACUGUGGAGUAUUUGUUGCGCUGGACAAGCUGGAGCUAAUAGAGGAGGAUGACAAUGGACUGCAAAGUGACUAUGCAGGUCCAGGGGACACAGUGCAGGUCGAACUGCCCCCGCUGGAAAUAAACUCUAGAGUUUCUCUGAAGCUCGGAGAAACUAUAGAAUCUGGAACGGUUAUAUUCUGUGACCUUUUGCCAGGAAAAGAAAGCUUAGGAUAUUUUGUUGGUGUGGACAUGGAUAAUCCGAUUGGCAACUGGGACGGCAGGUUAGAUGGCGUUCAGCUCUGCAGUUUUGCAAGUGUCGAAAGCACAGUUCUCUUGCACAUCAAUGACAUCAUCCCAGAUAGCGUGACACAGGAGAGGAGGCCUCCCAAACUUGCCUUUGCGUCGAGAGGUGUUGGGGACAAAGGCUUAUCCAGUCACAGUAAACCAAAGGUUACAGGAUCUACCUCAGACCCUGGAAGUAGAAACAGAUCUGAAUUAUUUUAUACCCUAAAUGGGUCUUCUGUUGACUCACAACCGCAGCCCAAAUCGAAAAGCACAUGGUACAGUGAUGAAGUUGCCGAAGAUUCUGCAAAGUCGCUUACAGAGCUGUCUCCAGAGUUGGGACGAGACUCGCCACCGCUGCAGCCUCCCUCCAUGAACUCACUAUCCAGCGAGAACAGAUUCCACUCUUUGCCAUUCAGCUUGACAAAGAUGCCCAACACCAACGGGAGCAUUGGGCACAGCCCGCUCUCUCUGUCCGUGCAGUCUGUGAUGGGCGAGCUGAACAGCGCCCCCGUCCAGGACAGCACGCCUGUGUCCGCAUCUCCGGGGAGCGCCCACGGUCUGGAGGUGGGCUCAUUGGCGGAAGUGAAAGAGAACCCACCUUUCUAUGGGGUGAUCCGCUGGAUCGGGCAGCCACCGGGACUCAACGAAGUUCUCGCUGGGCUGGAACUGGAAGACGAAUGUGCGGGCUGCACGGACGGGACCUUCCGGGGCACCCGGUACUUCACCUGUGCCCUGAAGAAGGCGCUCUUUGUCAAGCUGAAGAGCUGCAGGCCCGACUCGAGGUUCGCAUCCCUGCAGCCGGUCUCCAAUCAGAUUGAGCGCUGCAACUCCCUAGCCUUUGGAGGCUACUUAAGUGAAGUAGUGGAAGAAAAUACUCCACCGAAAAUGGAAAAGGAAGGUUUGGAGAUAAUGAUUGGAAAGAAGAAAGGCAUCCAAGGGCAUUAUAAUUCUUGUUACUUAGACUCGACCUUAUUCUGCUUGUUUGCCUUUAGCUCCGUCCUGGACACGGUGCUGCUUAGACCCAAGGAGAAGGACGACGUGGAGUAUUACAGCGAAACCCAGGAGCUCCUGCGCACGGAGAUCGUGAACCCGCUCAGGAUAUAUGGAUAUGUGUGUGCAACAAAGAUUAUGAAACUGAGGAAAAUACUUGAAAAAGUUGAGGCUGCAUCAGGAUUUACCUCUGAGGAGAAAGAUCCUGAAGAAUUCUUGAAUAUCUUGUUUCAUCAUAUUUUAAGGGUAGAACCAUUGUUAAAAAUAAGGUCAGCAGGUCAAAAAGUACAAGAUUGUUACUUCUAUCAAAUUUUUAUGGAAAAAAAUGAGAAAGUUGGAGUUCCUACAAUUCAGCAGUUGUUAGAAUGGUCUUUUAUCAACAGUAACCUGAAGUUUGCAGAGGCACCAUCCUGUCUGAUUAUUCAGAUGCCUCGGUUUGGAAAAGACUUUAAACUAUUUAAGAAAAUCUUUCCUUCUCUGGAAUUAAAUAUAACAGAUUUACUUGAAGACACCCCCCGGCAGUGCCGCAUCUGUGGAGGGCUGGCCAUGUAUGAGUGCAGAGAGUGCUACGAGGACCCCGACAUCUCGGCCGGGAGCAUCAAGCAGUUCUGCAAGACCUGCAACACUCAGGUCCACCUUCAUCCCAAGAGACUGAACCAUAAGUAUAACCCGGUAUCCCUGCCCAAAGACCUGCCCGACUGGGACUGGAGGCACGGCUGCAUCCCCUGCCAGAAGAUGGAGCUGUUCGCCGUCCUCUGCAUAGAGACCAGCCACUACGUGGCCUUCGUGAAGUACGGCAAGGACGACUCCGCCUGGCUGUUCUUCGACAGCAUGGCCGACCGGGACGGCGGUCAGAACGGCUUCAACAUCCCCCAGGUGACCCCGUGCCCAGAAGUCCGGGAGUACCUGAAGAUGUCCCCAGAGGACCUGCACUCCUUGGACUCCCGGCGGAUCCAGGGCUGUGCACGCAGGCUGCUGUGCGAUGCGUACAUGUGCAUGUACCAGAGCCCCACGAUGAGCCUGUACAAGUAGGGGUGCCAGGCAGGUGCGAGGCUGCGGUGGGCGUGUCGCUCCCCCCUGCCGGCGCAUCGCUCAGCGCCCACUGCCGGCAGUGCUGUCCUCGUGGGGAUGACCUUUCAGAAAAGAAUUCCUGUGUUUAAAACAAAUUGCUUUUGUGUUACCGGAGUAUUUAAUAAGAAGCAUUUUGCACUCUAGAAAGUAUGUUUGUGUUGGUUUUUUAAGAAGUCUAAAUGAAGUUAUUAAUAACUGAAGCUUGAAGUUAGGUGCGUUGCUCAUAUGAUAUUUUUGGAAGCAUACAAUUUUAAUUGUGACAGUUUCAAACCUCUUCUAGUCCAUUGAGAAUGUAAAUAAAUGUGUCUUCUUUAUGGACCAAGGAUAUGAAAUCAUCUUUCCUUUGUAGCUAAUGGUUGCCCUGAGGAAGAAACACUUUGGUUUAAUUAAGAGACCACUUUCAGUGCAGUUAUUAAAGUUGUGCUGAGCUGA